Messenger RNA from Nicotiana tabacum (common tobacco), 1147 nucleotides. The record is from RefSeq and is a predicted model, not a curated record. Lineage: Eukaryota; Viridiplantae; Streptophyta; Magnoliopsida; Solanales; Solanaceae.
ACCUAAGAUAAAAAUUCACCACCAUUUGUCACUUGAGCUAGGCCUAGGGGCAAACUGAGGGUCAAAUUAGGGACAUUUCACCUUAAUUUAUAGACAGAUUAGGGUUUCAAUCUUGAUUGGGAUUCUGGCUGCAGAGGCUGCACGUCUCCCGUCCAGUCUCCUGGUAUUCUUCUUUCUGCUCUGCUUCUCCUCUGUUAUAUUUCAGUUCUGAAGUUUUAUUUCUGUUUCUGCCCUAGUGAGGGGUUGUAGUGAGGUUCAACUGCUGAUUUCUUGGUGAAUUUUUAUUGAUCUUAGGAAGCCAGGCUUUGGCUGUGAAUGAGUGAGGGUAUGGUUAUGGCAUAAAGAGCGAUCCUUUUUUUUUUUUGGCCCUCACUGUUACCCACUAAAAAUGAUUAUAAUCUUGUAGUAUUAAUUAAUCUGAACAAUGGAUAUAGUGGAAAAUGAUGAAAUAUAGCAGGUACUUAUGAUGGAUCUGUGACCAGAUGUACUCCUGGUGCUGCCAAUUUUGGCUCUGUGCUGAGCUUCUAGGACACAUUUCUGGUUGAUUAUCCCAUCAAAUACUUGCUGAUUCCUUCUCUAUCCUUUGUUUAGACCAGCUUCCAUGUCCUGAUCUACUACAUUAGAUUUUAUCCUUUUGACUCUUUUACUAAAUGGGUUCUUUAGUACUAGCAUGUUUGCUAAGGUCAGACUGUCAAAGAGUCUUCCUUUUUCUUGUCAUUUUCUGUGUGUAUCUGAAGGGGAGCCUAGAUGCAACAAUAAAAGUUGUUGCCUUGAGACUAGGAGGUCAAAGAUUCAAGCCACGAAAACAGCCUCUUGCGGAGAUGUAAGUAAAGCAGUUCAUCAUGAGGAGGAAGGGUUGCAGAUACGAAUGCUGGAAAUAUAUAAACAUUCACCAGAUAUAGAAAAGCAUUUGAAGAAAUUACAGAAUGGUGAAGACCUACCUCAAAUUUCCAAUACACAGAAAAAGAAAAAGGACAACAAAGAGAUUCAGUUGCAAGUGGGCCAGAGCUUCCCCAAUACCCCCUAAUCGACCAAACUAUAUGUACACGAGUAUAUGUUUUUUUGAAUGAUAGAGAAUUACGAUUUUGUUUUAUAUUUUCUUUUGUUUCGGUAAGAAAGUGAUAAAGAGAGACGUCUUCCAAAUGCA